AUGAUGAAACUCUUUUCUUCAACACAUCAAAACUUGUUAAGAAUAUUAAAAUAUUAUCUGCCCUUCUUACUAAUAAAUAAAAAACUCCAGAAAACAAGAGAUAACGACCAUUAUACAAAAGAAUUCAAAACACUUGUUUCAAAAAAAUAAGUGUAAAUUACAAUUAUUAAAAUUCAUUUUUAUGUUAUUCUCAAAAUUUAGAAAAAAAAAGUAGAAAUUUGAGUUCAUAAUUAAUUUAUUAAUAACUUAAAUAUUUAUCAAAUUAAAGUGUCUACUUUAGUUCUGUUUCUUUUGUAACAGUAAUAUCCUGUUCCCAAAAUUAGACAGCCUCCCAAAAUACCCAAAGUAACCCAAACUCCUGUAUGGCUACUAGUAGUAUUAUCAUGAUCGUCAUCAUUACCACCAGGUCCUAAAAUAGUUAUAGGUGUUGAAUCUGUUGAGAAAUAGUUACUAACUACAAGAUGGCCGGCUGCUAUAUCAAAUUUUCCGUCUAGCAAUAGUUGUGGAGAUGAAUUAAUCUUAUACAAAGCUAAUGAUUCUAUAUGCUCUGAAUUGGUAAUGUAAUACAACUAACUAUAAAUAUACAAUAUUACUUAGUUUUCGUAUAAGUACAAUUCCUGUUACACCUAAUACGAAUCAAAAUAGAAUGUUGGUUUUAAGGCUGCAAAAAAGGUUACUGCUGAAUUGGUACUUUAGACCUUAGGUAAUUAAUAGAUUGUCUAAACUAAAUUCAAAUUGAUUUAAUCAGUAUAGGAGACCUAUAUGAAAUUAUUAACAAUUUUAACAGAUGAGGAUGUGUAUCCCAAGAGUACGAAAGAUCCAUAGCCUUGCAAAAUAAAAACAAUCUUUUUCUAUUCCAAAUUGCAUUAAUCAACAGAACAAGAAAACUCAAUGUGUAUUCCAUAAUGAG
Molecule: messenger RNA, 910 nt
Organism: Paramecium octaurelia
Lineage: Eukaryota; Ciliophora; Oligohymenophorea; Peniculida; Parameciidae
Source: the annotation of a GenBank genome assembly